This is a messenger RNA of Crotalus tigris (Tiger rattlesnake), 5979 nucleotides long. RefSeq names its product kinesin family member 24 (gene KIF24). The transcript has 15 exons. Gene Ontology annotation, biological process: microtubule-based movement. The record is from RefSeq and is a predicted model, not a curated record. NCBI's taxonomy places the organism in Eukaryota, Metazoa, Chordata, Lepidosauria, Squamata, Viperidae. Bases 348 to 3974 code for a protein of 1208 amino acids. Gene Ontology annotation, molecular function: microtubule binding; ATP binding; microtubule motor activity.
CCUACUUCCUCCUCCAGCGUUUUAUUGGUCCGCUGCACUGACGUAAACGGCGCGCCAAGCGGCGCGAGGGUUUGAAGACAGGCUUGGUCGCGUCGUCAUGGAAACGCGGCCUCGCCGGUUCUCUUCUCACCGCGCUCGGAGGGAGAAAAGUUCCGGGGGUUUCGCGGAAGCUUCGCCGCGAGAGACAGUCAGACCGAGAGAGAGAAAGUUCGCCGGGAAAAGGGCAGCAACGAUUGGGAGGCAGCAUUUCUGUACCACUGUUGGUAAUGGAAGAGAUUGGAGGAGGAAGGUGAUCCAGAAGACGGACCAUUCUUUCCAGGCAAAGGCCAGGCAGCCGCGAAUAGAAGAUGGCCUCGUGUCUGUACGAAUGCCUCUGUGAGGCAGAACUCCAGAAAUAUUAUCCUCAUUUUACCGCCCUCGGCUUUCAGAAGAUCGACGAACUGGCCAAGGUCUCCAUGAAGGAUUACAGCAAGCUUGGGGUUCAUAACAUGAAGGACCGCAAGCGUCUCUUCCAGCUCAUUCGGAUUAUCAAGAUGUUGCAGGCUGAAGAGGAAGUGGUCAGGAAAAAAGAGGAAGAUUUUCAAAGAAGCGCCCGCCAUCUGCGACCUCAGCUCACUCGGUCUGGCCCACGGAGACAACUUCAUUUUGAUUCCGAGGAAAAAGCUGAACGGAAGGACUGUGUACCCGAGUCAAGCACUUUAUCUCACAGUUCUUCCAAUGAGAGUAAAGAAGAGGCCGCUCCAGAGUUCAGCCAUGAUUUGCUCUCCAAAAGACCCAUAGCUUGGACGGAGGAUCAGCUUGUUGCUCCAGCUAGAAGUUCCUCUAAUGAUGUUUUAGGAGAUGCCGACAUAUCCUUUGUGCAGAGGGUAGCUCAUAUCUCAGGCUACAAUUAUGGAGUGCCUCAUUCUUACACCAGAACGGGUGCAUCCGAGAAAGAGACGCCGUGGAUCGAAACGGACAAGAUCCGUGUGUGUGUACGAAAACGCCCCCUCGGUUUACGAGAAGAGAGGCGUGGAGAAGUGAACAUCCUCACAGUGGAAGACAAAGAAACUCUUCUGCUCCAUGAGAAGAAAGAGGCAGUUGACCUCACUCAGUACAUUUUACAGCAUGUGUUUUAUUUCGACGAAGUCUUUGGGGAGACAUGUUCCAAUCAAGAUGUGUACAUGAAGACCGCCCAUCCUCUUAUUCAACAUGUAUUUAGUGGAGGCAAUGCCACCUGCUUUGCAUACGGACAAACAGGGGCAGGGAAGACCUACACGAUGUUUGGCACUCCAAAAAACCCCGGCCUCUACGCCUUGGCCGCUAAAGAGAUCUUCAGGCAACUGGAAACCACACAGGCUAGGAAAGACCUCCACGUCUGGAUCAGCUUUUACGAGAUCUACUGCGGGCAGCUCUAUGACUUGCUAAACGGAAGAAAGAGGCUUUUUGCAAGGGAAGAUAGCAAGCACGUCGUACAGAUAGUCGGGCUGCGUGAAGUCCACGUGAAUACGGUCAGCUUGCUUCUGGAGGUCAUUCUGAAAGGAGGCAAGGAACGCAGCACAGGGGCGACUGGAGUCAACUCCGAUUCUUCCCGAUCCCACGCCAUUAUCCAGAUUCAAAUGAAAGAUCCUGCAAACAGAGUGUUUGGGAGAAUCUCAUUUAUUGAUCUGGCUGGCAGCGAGAGGGCAGCUGAUGCCAAAGACUCUGACCGACAAACAAAAAUGGAAGGAGCAGAAAUCAAUCAGAGUCUUCUAGCACUGAAAGAAUGCAUCCGUGCGCUCGAUCAGGAGCAUGCUCACACUCCCUUCAGACAAAGCAAACUGACCCAGGUCCUGAAGGACUCUUUUGUGGGCAACUCCAAGACGUGCAUGAUCGCCAAUGUGUCACCCAGCCACAUUGCCACAGAGCACACCUUAAAUACCUUGCGCUAUGCCGACAGAGUAAAAGAACUGAAGAGAGGGAUGAAGUCUUGCACCCCUACGGUCAACAGGCACCGGCCAACAGGACCCACCUCCCCGAAGCGCAUCCAGAAUUCUCCUUACGUCCAAGUGGGGGGAAAGAGCUCUCCCAAAAAAGCCAAGCUGGGGCUGCAGCACCCUCCCGUACCGACCCCCGGGUCCAAGACGAAGACCUCUUUGCUGUUUCAACCAGCUCAUCUUCCUUUCUCUUCCACUCCGAAGGGGCAGGGGUGCAAAGAACCGUCGGGAACUCCGUGGCCCGGGUGCCCCAGCCCAGAAAAAGGGAUUGCAUCCAAGAAGCUAGCCGAGGAUCCGACGAUAACUUUGGAGAAAAGCCAUCUCAGGAAGGACUUGGUGGGCAGGAGAGAAGGUGGGCAGCGGGUGAAGUGUCUGAAAGUCGAACCGGUGCAAAAGCAACUGGUUUCCAGGGCUGAUUUUUCCCACCACAGCUCAGAUCACCUGUUGGACCACGAGGAAGACCCCGGGAGACUCUUUGCAGAUCAGUGCCUUGCAGCCUGGACGGGGGCUUCCUCGCAUCAGAAGGACCGCGAGCAGCACCUGCGGCUUUACCACCAGCAGUUCCAACAGCCUCCUCUCCUGCGGCAGAAGUUAAACUACCAGCCCUUGGGGAAGUUUUUAGGUCAGUACACGUCUCAAGAGAUCCAGGUGAGGCCAGAGGCCCCUGGCCCUGCCCAGGUGUCCCCUCAGGGCCGGGAUGACACCAUGCAGCUCGAAGAGCUGGACGACAGCGACUUCAGCGAGGACUCUUUCUCCCCUGGGCCCAGUCAGAAGAAGACGGAGACGGAAGCGAGGAGGCCAAGCCACCAGAAUUCCUUUUUCCUCCACCCGGGGGUCCGAGGACAGGACGGACGAGAGGAGGAGAAGCUCUUUUGUGAAUGGUACGAGUUGGAGAUGGAAGGAAGAGCCUUUCCAAGCGAGGAAGAGUCGGGCAGCUACGAAGAAGGCCCCAGGAGUCUGGGUGACUGGAGCGCAGGAGAAAUAUCAGCGGUGGGUUUUUCCCUGCACAGGGGCAUCCCGGAGAAACCGUAUUGCUCAGAGGAAGACGGCCUUCCAGCUAAUAAGAGAAAGGAUAAAGAUUUGCCUGUUGAGCAGAAGUCGCCGAGCUACUCGGAUCCACCUCGCGGUUGCCCCAAUGGACACAUCUCCCCACCAAGGAAAACCACGCAAAGUCCACCUCUCCCUGCCGUCUUACUGGAACCCCCGUGUCCCGAAAAAACGGGUCGCCCCAAAAGAGCAGGCUUUUGUGGAGCUGUAGACUUUCCCAUGGACCUCACGGACGACUCGGUGGCGCCUUUGACCGUAUCCUUCCUCAACUCGGGAUCAGCAGGUCGUCAAGGGAAGGAGACGGCUGAAGGAGAAGCCACUGGCCCCGGCAAGGGUUGGGAUGAGGACGCCGGGCGCGCUGGCGAAGGCAGGUGGCCCCCUGCCUCCCACAUCUACGAAAUAAAUCCCUGGAGGAGGAAAAGUCAGCAGGUUCUUUCUCCGUGGGCCAAAUUCACGUGGCUUCCGCAGCCUUGUCCCUCUCCAGGUGACGCUUCCCUCUUGGAAGCCACCUCAGCUUUGGGUGACUGCGUUUGUGGCUACGCUAGCGAAGAUCCCCUGGCUGAACUCCUUCCUCGGCCCACGGAGGGAAGCGCCCGGCUUGGUGGAAACCUUCAGAUAAGCGAAUAUUCACUAUCCAUGACGUGGCAAAGAUGGCUGUUUCGUGGAGCUAUUCGGAUCAUCUGGGGAACAACUGGAUUUGCUGAAGGUUCCCCCAAGGAGAAGGACGUGCUGGGAAGGCAGCUGGUCCUUCGAACCCACCGGGAACAGCUGGACGAAAUGGCCGCCCUGUCUUCUCGGGAGAAAAGCUUGAUCGGCAAGAUGUCAGACUUGGAAAUUGAGGACUGUCUGAUGAAACUCGACGAAAUACUGAGGCUGAAAGCCGAAUGCAUCCACCGGGCACGAAGCCGGCUGCAGCUCUGUUUUGCUGCUGCUUCAAGGGGCGCCUCGCUUCUACCGGUUUCCUCCACGUAGUAGUAGUGGAGCUCGUGAGCCAGACUGCCUACGGACGGAUGGCACCUCAAAAUACCAAAGAGAUCCGAUUGUCAUGCGGCUCAGCAUGUUUUAGGAAGAAGCUGAAGUUACCUGUCAGUUACACUUGGCUGAUGCCCAAGAAGUUUCCUCUCCCUCCAAGCUGCUUCAAGACUGGAUCUUCCAGGGUCUUGUUGAAAGAAAGGGAGGGGAUAUUACCUGCUCCCCAAAUCAUCCAGCUUUCCUAACUGGCCUCACUGUGUGGUCGGGGGAGUGUCUGAGCUGCGAUCAAAAACGCCAGUGUUCGACAACAGGGAAACCCAAAGGCAGCUGCAUGAAUUGGUCUCUCUCCAUUUCCCUGCUUAACAAAAAUUCUACAUGAAUGCUUCAGCUCCCCUACUACCCUGAGAUGCCCACCAUCAAAACUAAAAGCUUCACAUUCAUUUGGAAUUGGAAGGGCCAAAGAUGGCGAAGAUUGAAAGCCUGCAGGCGAGAUAAAGGCAGCCUUUCCACUUGAAAUCUUCACGUUGGUUCUGUUAGGUAUUUGCGCUGGUGCGGAUGUUCGCUGGACAAAUCUCCGAUUCUUACCGACAAGAGUUCCGCAGUUGUUACAAACAGCAACGGGCCGAGGGGCUUCUGCAGUUUCAAAGAUCAGCAAUAAAGAAUAUUUAAAGAAAUGGUCACCUUGGGGCCGAGGAUAUGGAUCCGGUUAUCUUCCAACCUGGUGGGCCUUGAGCCUCAAAUUGUCAGGAGAUACACCAGAGAUUGUCUGAUUCUUUCCUUCUCGGGCUCCUAAGUGUUAAGGUUUAGGUGACAGAAGUAGAACAGGGCUGGUGGUCACGACGAGACAGCGAUUCAGCCAGAGUUGGGAGCCAGUCACCGAGACCACCGAGAAUACUAUCUGGAUAGGUAAUAAUUUGACUUCAGUUUGCCUCAACAUGUAGCCCAUCCUGGCUACUAUUCCGACUAAUUCCAAUAAUUGGGUGUCAUUUGGUCAUGGAGUUUGCAGACUAUUCCCACCAAGCAGGAUCUGAAACACGUCUAGUUCACCUCAAGCCUUACACGUAUGUUUUAGGGCCUGGAAGGCAAUGCUCACGCACACUCUUCCAAUGGUAAAGAACCAGGACAAUAGAAAGCGGUUGCUAAAAAGAGGAAACAGUGCUAUUUUAGCAAGACUGCUAGAAAUGCAUACAAUAGAUAUAAACCCAGCAGAUGGACUGAGAGCAACACACCUACAUUUUAAGGAGAAAAAAAAACCUGUAAAGAGAGCUUGGUUAUAUUGCAUAAGCACUUUGCCUUACCGUACCAAAAAAAGAGUGUCUUUAAGUACCUUUAAUUAAAGUGAAGGUGAUUCAAAUAGUUAACCAUGUCGAUUGCGGCAAUGCUAUGUGAAUUAAGUUAGAAUGAGUUUGAAGAUGCAUGUCAUUUUGUAGUGACAUUUAGCUUCAAAAUUUGCCAUAGUUGUGGACGAUGUCCUUUAAAUGAAGUACCCAGAUCGAAUGUAGUUCAAUGAUUUGAUUGCAAGAAUAAUUCACAAGUGGGAAGAAGGGCUCGGGGGCGUAAGCAACUAUGCCAAUGUGGGGUGGCGCCAGAAAUUCCCUCCAGCUUCUGACUUUCACAUCAGGGAACUUUGAGUGAAAGCACAGCUGAUCCUUUAGAAGAGGAAUGUUGACAUUUUGGGGACUGGUCACAAUAGGUGGGGCUCUCGAUAAUUAAACAUGACUUACCCAUUAAAUAAAAAUUAUUCGUGAUUACUUGCCAUAGAUUUGGUAGUUUUUCUUUUGAUGAUUUUUUUUACACACAGUUCUAAGAGGAUGAACGGGGGCCUUUUAUGCAAUCACAUUUUUCUCAUCUUUAUAAGCUGUUUCAAGAAUCUACUGGUUUAUAGACAGUAUUUCACUCUCUGAAGCUUUAUGAUGGGUGUGAACGUUCCCUGCUCCAAAUUCUGACACGGUCCCAGCCCCAAGUAGACUGGUGUAGAUUCUGCAUUAUCUUUUUUUCCCCUUCC